AUGACAACAUCGGAAAUAGAAAUGCAUUUCGAGUCCGUGAAUUCCGACUUAAUUUAUGACUUGACACGCAUAAUUCAACAAAAUGAAGCUGGCGAAAUCUUUGUUAAUGGAAAGACCGCUGAAAGUGCACGCGUACUCUGUAAAGACGAUAUAAUACGUUUACAAAUUAAUAAACUCGCUUUGGAAAGAGAUAGAUUAAAAGUUCCUGUUGUAGUAAUUCUAGAGGAUGAACACUUAGCUAUCAUUUGUAAGAAAGCAGGUGUGCCUAUGCGGGACUUACAAGAAAGUUUGCCGUUCGUUUUGGAUGGUGGGAGUGGACUUGUUAAAGAAGGGAAAGAAUAUACUUGCAUUAAUAAAAUACAAAGAGCAGUCAAUGGUUUGAUUAUUGUCUCCAAGAUUAAUGAGAUAAAAACUAAACUUAUGACAUUACUGAAAAGUGGUGUCAUCCAACAAAGGUAUCGAAUUCUUUGUCAUGGUAAAUUUCCUUCUUUGGAUGAAAAAACAUUUUUCCAUAAACACGCACCACCUUUCGCAUUACAACAUAUCGACUUCACUCGUAGUACAUCUGGUGAAGAAAAGUAUCUCACAACGUUGGACGUUGUUUUGAAUAAUUCAACUACAAUUUCAAGCGCUGGUAUACGAGAAUAUUUUGUUCAAGUAUGUCAUCCUAUCGUUGGUUCUAAUUCUUGUUCCAAAGAAUUAAAAUCAUACAAAGAUAAAAGUAUAAUGAUGGCUUUAUUGGAAGUUGUUUUCAGUCAUCCUGUAACUGGUGAAGAAGUGAAAGUGUCUAUCGAUGAGCCAGAAAAGUUCGAGACGGUACGACAACGCGAACUAAAGUUUUUUGAACAAAAGAAAAGGGGUGUUAUUGAAGAGUUACAACGACAUGGAAUUGACAUAACUGAUAAUUCUGAUUCAGAUAGUUUACUAAUGAAGCCAGUGGCAUAUAUUACUGGAGAAAAGGAAUUUUUUGAAUUGAAGUUUUUUGUUAGCCAGGACACAAUGAUUCCUAGGAAAUCAACGGAAUAUUUAGUACACGCAGUCAUAGACAUAUAUUUUAGCAAAUUGGAUUCCGGAUUCUGGAAAGGUCAAAAAGACGGUUAUAAUAGGUUUUCAAUAUUAGAUUGUGGAACAGGAUCAGGAUGUAUACUUAUUUCGGUGUUACAUUAUAUUUUAUCUCAAAUUACGACAACUUUGCCUCAUGUCUUUGGAUUAGGAUUAGAUAUUAAUUCUGCUGCUCUCGAUAUUGCACGUAAAAAUGCGGAAAGACACUUGAAUUCUUUUAUUUCCAACAAUAAUAAUUGUGAUUUUCAAAAUGUUGAUUUUUCAAACCUUCACAACUAUGAACCAAUAUAUAAUAUGUGUUUUGAUGUUAUUGUAUGUAAUCCACCAUAUCUUGAUGUUUAUAGGCUACUUUCAAAUGAUGAUCCACGUAUUCUCGAGCCAUCUAAUGCACUUUUUGCUGAAGAAGGUGGAUAUAAAUUUUAUCGUUUGUUAUACGAGUCCUUAGAACAUGCAUAUGUAAAGAAACUUAAUAUUUUGCAGGAGAAUGGUUUAAUAAUUUUAGAAAUAGGAAGUAAAAUGGCAGAAAAAGUCAAAGAAAUUUUCGCUGGGUGGAAAUGUGUUAAAGUUAUCAAAGAUCAUCAAGGAUUUGAAAGGUGUUUAUUAUUUUCCCGAAAAUCAGAUUGA
Messenger RNA from Funneliformis mosseae, 1686 nucleotides. The record is from the annotation of a GenBank genome assembly. Lineage: Eukaryota; Fungi; Glomeromycota; Glomeromycetes; Glomerales; Glomeraceae.